AAAUCCCACGUGACUGGCCCUGAGCUCAGAUCAUCAUGGCGUCUCCCAGUGGGAAGGGUUCUUGGACGCCCGAGGCUCCUGGCUUUGGGCCGCGGGCUCUAGCACCGGACCUGGUGGACUCGGUGGACGACGCCGAGGGCCUUUACGUGGCUGUUGAGCGGUGUCCUCUGUGCAACACCACUCGCCGGCGGUUGACUUGCGCUAAGUGCGUCCAGAGCGGUGAUUUCGUCUAUUUCGACGGCCGCGACCGGGAGAGGUUUAUUGACAAGAAGGAAAGGCUUAGUCAACUGAAGAACAAACAAGAAGAAUUUCAAAAAGAAGUACUAAAGGCCAUGGAAGGAAAACGGCUAACAGAUCAGUUGCGAUGGAAAAUAAUGUCCUGCAAGAUGAGGAUUGAACAGCUGAAGCAAACGAUAUGUAAAGGAAAUGAGGAAAUGAAGAAAAAUUCUGAAGGCCUCCUCAAGAACAAGGAAAAGAACCAGAAGCUUUACAGCCGAGCGCAGCGACACCAAGAGAAAAAGGAGAAGAUUCAGCGGCACAACCGCAAGCUUGGGGACCUGGUGGAGAAGAAAACCAGUGACCUGAGGGAACACUACGAUCGGUUGGCGUGUUUGCGGAGGUUACACAUCCUAGAGCUCACCUCUGUCAUCUUCCCAAUGGAUGAAGUGAAGACUUCUGGGAGGGACCCUGCAGACGUGUCCUCAGAGACUGACAGUGCCAUGACCUCCAGCAUGGUGAGCAAACUUGCUGAGGCCCGGAGGACGACAUACCUCUCCGGAAGAUGGGUCUGUGACGACCACAACGGCGACACCAGCAUUAGCAUCACGGGCCCUUGGAUCAGCCUGCCGAACAAUGGGGACUACUCUGCUUACUAUAACUGGGUAGAAGAGAAGAAAACAACCCAAGGACCUGACAUGGAGCAUAACAACCCUGCCUACACCAUCAGCGCCGCGCUCGGCUAUGCCACGCAGCUGGUCAACAUUGUGUCUCACAUCCUUGACAUCAACCUUCCCAAAAAGCUGUGCAACAGUGAGUUCUGUGGAGAAAACCUCAGCAAGCAGAGGCUGACCCGCGCAGUGAGGAAACUGAACGCAAACAUCCUUUACCUUUGUUCUUCUCAGCAUGUUAAUUUAGAUCAGUUGCAACCCCUGCACACACUGAGGAACUUGAUGCAUCUGGUCAGCCCGCACUCCGAGCACCUGGGCAGGUCAGGACCUUUUGAAGUGCGAGCAGACCUCGAGGAGUCCAUGGAAUUUGUGGACCCUGGAGUUGCUGGGGAAUCAGAUGUGAGUGGAGAUGAGCGUGUGAGCGAUGAGGAGACUGACCUGGGCACAGACUGGGAGAACCUGCCAAGCCCACGAUUCUGUGACAUCCCUUCCCAGCCGGUGGAAGUUUCCCAGAGCCAGAGCACCCAGGCGUCCCCUCCCAUAGCCAGCAGCAGCGCUGGUGGGAUGAUCUCCUCUGCUGCGGCCUCAGUGACCUCCUGGUUCAAAGCUUACACUGGACACCGCUAACGAGUGGGGACCAAAACUGCUCAUUUUGUGUCUGGGAAUCCCCCACUGCACUCAUGACCUUGUCUGUGUAGUUGGUAGAGCUUGGGAGCUAUCGUCAGGACAGGAGGAGGAGGGCCUGAGCUGGGGCUUCCUGGCCCCAGGUCCUCCGAACGCUGGUCCCUAGGUGCCGAGUCUUCCUGACACUGAGUUCUAGGCUUUGGUCAGAGCACACAGAAAUUUCUUGGUCAUGAGGACUGAAAGACAAAGGCUGAGUUUGUUUUUCUGUCAUCCUCUUGAGAGACCGGCCAGCAGGCCAGUGGCAGUUUUGGCCUCAUCAGGGAGAGGUGGUUGUCUGGGGAGGGAGGAGGUGAAAGCUUACUGCUGUCGUCAUUGUGUGUCACAUUCCUGAUUUCCUACUACACACCAAAGAAACCGAGGUUUAUUUCUGUGGACCCAUAUCUGCGAGUGGGGGAAUCUGCAGGGAUAUUGGCUGUCUAAACAGUUUUCUCUUGUAUUCUGAAGGGAGAUGAGUCUUCGGAGUUCUCUGUCCUGCACUCCCGGGACCUUCUUCCUUGUCAUUCCCUGGAUGAGCUGAAUGUUCCCUGAGCAUUGGUUGACCUCUUGAUGAUUAAGUGGUCCCUUGCUUGCUGUCUGGUUUCUUCCUUGGUGGUGGUGGUGGUGGUGGGGUUGACUAGUAGCAGGUGUUUCCAGGGAAAUCUCCCUGCUUGUCUGCGGGGUCUCCAAGGCUCUGAAGACAGCGCAGAGUGUGGCAGCCGAGUGGCUGCCCCAGGAAGUGCUCAGCUGUCAAGGGGUUUCCCAAGAGGCCGUUCUAAUGACAAUCUUAGAGAAAGCUAGAACAAGAGAGGCAUUAUGUUUAAUUCAUCGUAAGUAGUUUUUAUUUUUCUUAACUUCCAAAAGGAAGUUCUAUGUAACAGACUCCUGUGAGAAAACCCCAGGCCUUGUCACCGUAUCUUCCUGUUGGGACUGGUGUGGUGGUACCUCCCAGCUCCUGCUGACUCACUCUCUGGGUGGUACUUUGCCUGCAGACUGAGGCACUGUGGAGCUUCUGCUGUAGUAGAGCUGUAGAGAGGACUCCAUCCUCGCCAGGACCCCACGUCCCCUAGCUCUAGAUACUCCGGCUGUGGAGGAGACGGACGGCUGGAGCCUGUUCUGUGCUCAGCUCUGCAACUGCUGGGCCUGUGUUUGCCGCUUGUAGACUGAGAGACUGAGCGUGCCGGAACAAACCUCUGCAAGAGACCGCGAGCUCAGAGGAGCUGCAGGAAGCACAGAGGUCGCCAGCUCAGGCCGACGGCAAUUCUAACUGCAGAUGCAGGAGCACCGGGCUGGACAGGGACUUUGUUUUAUUUAGUUUCAACUAGAGGCACGUUUGUCACUUUCCCUCACACUAAGUGAUCCAGCACGGACCACCUAGGCUGCUCACCUACUUGGGAUUUCGUUAUUUUGCACUGGACCCCCUGUUGUAAAUAGUCUCGACUACACAUUUCAGCCACUGUUUCAUUUCCCAUCCUCUUUGCUGCUCAUUAGAACCUUUUGUGUAGGUGCCAGAACCAUACACAAACAGCUUUCUGGAAAAAAGUGAAGCUGGUAUUUUUUUUUUUUAAACCAAAAGCCAUAGAAGUUGAUCAUGGUUUUCAUUUUAAAAUGAUUUAUUGGAACAAGGUAAUACUAAUAGACACUCAGAGGCACCACACAGGCUGCUUUACAUGGUCUUACAUAGAACCAAGAAAUGUAACUUACCAUGGUAUGGGGGUCAGCAUUAGGCAGGGUUCGGUGUGCAUUGGGAAAGAACUGUCACAUCAGAACCGUCUUGCUGCAACCGAAACUUGCAAGUCAGGUUGAUCAUACAGAUGUUUUCUAAACUUUUGUUGUAUUACUGCAAUAAAGCCUUUAACAGU
Molecule: messenger RNA, 3409 nt
Organism: Rattus norvegicus (Norway rat)
Lineage: Eukaryota; Metazoa; Chordata; Mammalia; Rodentia; Muridae
Gene: Atg14
Product: autophagy related 14
Exons: 10
Coding region: 36-1514 (492 amino acids)
Biological process (GO): regulation of protein complex stability; cellular response to starvation; autophagosome assembly
Cellular component (GO): phagophore assembly site; endoplasmic reticulum membrane; extrinsic component of phagophore assembly site membrane
Molecular function (GO): protein-membrane adaptor activity; phosphatidylinositol 3-kinase inhibitor activity; GTPase binding
Source: RefSeq, marked provisional